Molecule: messenger RNA, 864 nt
Organism: Acaulospora colombiana
Lineage: Eukaryota; Fungi; Glomeromycota; Glomeromycetes; Diversisporales; Acaulosporaceae
Source: the annotation of a GenBank genome assembly
UUAAGGUCGGAAAUCCGCAAGCUAGAAGCUAAUGGGAAGGCCAUGAGUGAUAUCAUAAACAAGAAAGACGCGUCAGAAAAAGAAAAAGCGAAAGUUCAGCGCGAACUAAAGCGCACCGUGGAAGAGGGGCAUUCAUUAAAGAAAGCUAUUGAAGAAGAAAAAUCUAGGCAUGAGGAAGAGAAAACUCUACUUAAAGAGCAGAUAGAUGAGUUAAAAGAAGGGCUCAAGGAGGAAAGGAAGAAAGAGAAAUCGCAUAAAAAUGAGAUCAACACGUUAAGGAAGGCAAUCGAAGAAGAAAAAAAGAGGAUUAAAGAGAUGGAAGAGAUUGCUGCGAGCAAAAGUGACUUGCGAGAUGAGAAUGACCAAUUAUCUCGUCAACUAGAUGAAAUGAAAAAGAUGAAUGAAUCACUUAAAUCCGAAAGAGAAAAAGCCGCGGAAACAGGAAUUCAAUUACAGGGGCAAUUAAAUUAUAUAAAGGAAGAUAACGAAAAACUGCGAAAGGAAAUCAAUGAUCUCAACAUAAAAUUAGCGCAGCAGGCUUCACGACAAGAGCCCGUCCAUAACAACUCACACGAAUCAUCGAACGAGGUCGAAUCACCGACUUCUGUAUCAACGAAGGACAGCAACAAAAGGCAUGUAACCUUUUCCGAAAAUGAAGGUUCCAACAAUUCCAAGAGGGUCCGCCUCGAGGGUGACGGACGUCCGAAGAAAGUUACUCGUAGACGUGCUAACGGUGAUGGGAGUCGUACCGCCAAUCUUGACGAUAUGCCAGCAGUAGUUUUCCCGUUACCCGCAAACCCAAAGUUGAACAGUAAAAAUUACGAGAAACUAAAAUCUAAAUUCAACAUACCAAAAAAAGAUUGA